Bipolaris zeicola 26-R-13 is the source of this 864-nucleotide messenger RNA. RefSeq lists its product as uncharacterized. The record is from RefSeq and is a predicted model, not a curated record. The coding region runs from base 1 to 864 and encodes 287 amino acids. Lineage: Eukaryota; Fungi; Ascomycota; Dothideomycetes; Pleosporales; Pleosporaceae. The transcript has 3 exons.
AUGAAGUACACAUUUAGACUCGCCCUUGUGGCACUCUCUGCUGGCAGCGUUAUUGCAUCGCCUCAUCAAUUAGAAGUUCGCCAAAAUGACAGCAACAUCGAGCUCUACGUCGACUCCAGCCUCCCAAACCACACAAUCUACUUCCCGACCGGCAUUCCUAUCGCCGACUCGAGCAAAUUUCCUGUUUUAAUCUGGGGCAACAGCGCAUGUAACAUUGAUGGAACUUCGAACCAAGGCUUCCUCAAGCAUGUAGCUGCGAACGGGUUCUUCGCCAUCGCCGAGGGCAUCAUGGCGCCAGACAACGUGGGGCAUGACGGGGCCCUGGCUAUGCAAGGCCCGUCCAACAACAUAACGAUGAAGCAGGCCAUUGACUGGAUUUACGAACACGCUGGAAAAGGCAGGUAUGCAAACGUGGAUGGAAGCAGGAUUAUGGCAGCGGGCUUCUCAUGUGGCGGGAUUGAGGCAGCUUUCAAUCUGCCUGACGACCGAGUUGCUACCGUCGGGAUUGUCAGCUCCGGUCUUUACUAUGAAGAUACGUUUUAUCUGGCAUCUACGUGGAAGAAGCCAGUUCUUUUCGUUAUGGGUGGCCCGAAGGACCAAGCAACGCCCAAUGCUGAACGCGACUUCAAAAAUAUUCCCGCUGGUACUCCUAAAUGGAAGGGAAUUCUGCCUCUCGGCCACGGCGGCGACCUUUUGCAACCCAACGGCGGAAUGUUUGGCAAGGCUGUGCUCGACUGGGCGCUGUGGAAUCUCAAGGGUUCUCAGGAUGCUGCUCAGUAUUUCAAGAGCGGAUGGCAGGCUGAUGGGUGGGAUGUGCAGUCUGCGGAUUUGGAUAAGCUGAAGCCAGUUGGAAGACGUCUUUAG